Messenger RNA from Haliotis rufescens (red abalone), 2435 nucleotides. Its product is annotated as DNA repair protein complementing XP-A cells homolog. Gene Ontology annotation, cellular component: nucleotide-excision repair factor 1 complex. Gene Ontology annotation, molecular function: damaged DNA binding. Gene Ontology annotation, biological process: nucleotide-excision repair, DNA damage recognition; nucleotide-excision repair involved in interstrand cross-link repair; UV-damage excision repair. The transcript is spliced from 7 exons. The record is from RefSeq and is a predicted model, not a curated record. The coding region runs from base 227 to 1054 and encodes 275 amino acids. NCBI's taxonomy places the organism in Eukaryota, Metazoa, Mollusca, Gastropoda, Lepetellida, Haliotidae.
UUGUUUGCAUACUCUAUGCAUCUAUUUGUGAUUAAAAACACUCGACUAAAGGAAGAAAGAGUUACUUCCCGUCACUGUAGAUGGCGCUAACUUUCAAGAUGGCAGCCUCCAUGUAUUGAAUUGUUUAUCAACACAACUGUAAUAUUGCAGUUGGCUACACAUACUGAUAUUACUCCCGUAGAAGUCUGGCUGCUUGUGGUUUUUCAAUUACUUGAAGGCAGAAAACAUGUCGGCAGAUGCAGUUGAUGACAGUCCACAUGAUGAUAGUCCUGAUAUACAGGAAUCUGAACCAAAACUGACCAAGGCACAGUUGGCCAGGAUAGAGAGAAACAGGCAAAAAGCCCUCCUUCUAAAACAAGCUCGCUUACAGAGUAGGCCUUAUCCAGAGGGAAAACCGGACAAACACAAAGUUAAGGCUCCACCUCGUGAGAUUGACUCUGGUGGAGGGUUCUACAUUGAAGAAGACGACGAAGCUCUGCAGAAUGUACACAAGAAAAUCAUCCAUCCUGAAGGUGCCGUGCUGGCAGUUGACAACCUUGUGUGUGAUGGAUGUGGGAAGGAGUUUAUGGAGUCCUUCCUCCUCAACCACUUUGAAUUGGCUGUCUGUGACAUAUGCAGACAAAAUGAGGAAAAGUAUGGUUUAAUCACUAAAUCUGAUGCAAAGAAGAGGUUUCUGCUGAAGGACUGUGACUUUGAUCAAAGAGAACCGGCACUGAAGUUCAUCAUCAGGAAGAACCCGCACAAUGAAAGAUGGGGAGAUAUGAAGCUGUACCUCGAAACUCAGAUUACAGAUCGGGCCAUGGAAGUGUGGGGGGACGAGGAGAAACUGGAGGAACAACAUGAGAAGAGAGAUCAGAACAGAGAGAAGUCCAAACAGAAGAAGUUUGAUAAGAGAGUUAAAGAGUUGCGGAUGGCAGUCAGAAGCAGUUUAUGGAGGAAAGAUUCAGGAUCCCAUGAACAUGACUUUGGUGAAGAAACAUAUGACGAAGAUGAGGAUAUGUACUCCAAAACAUGCAAAUCGUGUGGGCAUGUGAUGACAUAUGAAAAGAUGUGAUGAAAUUUAGAACAAUGUGAUGUAUGGAAUAAGGAAGUCUAGGAUCUGAAUGGAUGGCCAGUAUAAACAUCUAAUGGAUAGUUUAUCAUAGUUCUUGGUAUUGGCCAUCAGUGGUGUAUGAUUAGAAGGUGUUAAUGCGCAAGCAUCAUGUUUGUCAAAAGUGUGAUCAAAAUGUUGGACUGUCUUGUCCUCGUUUAGGGAUCUAUGAAGAAAAAUGGAGAAUUUGAAGGUCACUAUGAGUUAACAUGUCAGGGUGUGGUCACUGUGAUGUGGACCUGUGAAGAUCCGGGGUAGAAUAGGUCGUCAGCAACCCAUAUAUGGCGACUAUGCUUGUCGUAAGAUCAGGUGGUCAGGCGCACUGACUUUGUUGAUGCAUGUCAUUGUAUUCCAAUUGCGUGGAUCGAUGCUCAUGAUGUCAAAAACUGGAUUGUCCUGUCCACACUUGAUUAUUUACAGAUUGCCGUCAUGUACCUGGAAUAUAGCUUCGUCAAACAACAAACAAACAACCAAACAAACUACUGUGAUGUAUUGUUUCAUGGGUUUAAUAAGCUCAUUAUAAAUGAGACGAGCCAUACAAAAAAUAAUAAUUAUGUUCUUUUCCUGAUAUUGAAAUAUUUUGGCAAUUUUCAUUGGACAAGCAUUUAAGGGGAGGAGCUCAAUGUCAUGGAAGCUCAUAUUCUGACAGAAUUCUCUUCAACAACACACUUCAUCUUCAUCAACACACUCAAUGACAUUUUUAGAAACUUAAAUUUGUUUGUGAUGUUUUGUUCAGGGAUAGCAUGGAAUCGGAUCAGUUUGAGUUUGAAUGCAGUUCAACUGGUUUUACAGUUCAUGUUACAUUGUGUAGUGUCAUCGGGAGAAAUAUGUUUUUCACUGCAUGUUGUAAUAGAUUCAUCAUGGAAGGUAACAUUUUCAAUCGGCAAUGGAAAAGACCCUUUUCUCUUGUGACCAAAGGCCUUUGGAUAUGCAGAAUGUCUGUUUGCAGCUUCCUAGGUUUGUUGGUGUGGUGGGGUAGCCUAGUAGUUAAAGCGUUGGCUCACCACGCCAAAGACCCGGGUUUGAUUCCCCAGCUGGGUACAAUGUGUGAAGCCCAUUUUCCUGUGUCCCCCGCCGUGAUAUUUGCUGGAAUAUUGCUAAAAACGGCGUAAAACCAUACUCACUCACUCACUCCUACAUUUGUUUAAAAUAUCACAGAAGUUGAUGAAUCUGAUUGGUAUAUAUUAUGAAUUGUACUUGAUUAAAAUAAAAUAAAAAUGAAUUUGACAUGCCUAAAUUUAAUGUUUAUUACAAUUUAAUUCCAACACCAUAACUACAAUAAAUUGUUAUCAGUGAAUUGCAUUUUUGCAAUACUAUUUCUUUUCAAUUUGUAUUGAUGUAAAGA